This is a messenger RNA of Pteropus alecto (black flying fox), 2373 nucleotides long. It is a transcript of the gene IGSF8, whose product is annotated as immunoglobulin superfamily member 8. The coding region runs from base 275 to 2110 and encodes 611 amino acids. The record is from RefSeq and is a predicted model, not a curated record. Lineage: Eukaryota; Metazoa; Chordata; Mammalia; Chiroptera; Pteropodidae. The transcript is spliced from 8 exons.
CUGCCCUGAGGGAGUGGCAAACAGGUCUCCAGUGACCUUCUGGGCCCUGACUCGCCCUUCUGCCCAGAUCCUCUGUGUCUGGAACUCCUGGGUCCCGCCCAUGCCCACUUUAGCGGAGUUUGCAACGAGGCCUAGCGGCCCAGAGCAAAUAACUAAAUUCUAAGUGCGUGGCCAGUCACCUUACCGACCUCAGAGCCCCUGCACCCAACUCUCAUGGAAAGGCCAGCAGAGCCCGCGCAGCCCCCUGGAGCCUUCCAAGCGCCGGCCUCGUAGGAUGGGCUCCCUCGGUCCCACGCCGCCGCUGCCUGCGCUGCUGCUGCUGCUAAUGUUGGGAGUUGGGUGCUGUGCCCGAGAGGUGCUGGUCCCUGAGGGGCCACUGUACCGCGUGGUUGGCACAGCCGUCUCCAUCUCCUGCAAUGUUACUGGCUACGAGGGCCCUGCCCGGCAGGACUUUGAGUGGUUCCUGUAUAGGCCCGAGGCCCCAGAGGCUGCACUGGGCAUUGUCAGUACCAGAGAUACCCGGUUCUCCUACGCUGUCUUUGGGCCCCGUGUUGCAGCCGGCGAAGUGCAGGUGCAGCGUCUGCAGGGUGAUGCCGUGGUGCUCAAGAUCGCCCGCCUGCAGGCCCAGGAUGCCGGUGUUUAUGAGUGCUACACACCCUCCACUGAUGAUCGCUACCUGGGCAGCUACAGUGGCAAGGUGGAACUGAGAGUUCUUCCAGAUGUGCUGCAGGUGUCAGCUGUCUCCCCAGGACCCCGAGGCCGCCAGGCCCCAACUUCGCCCCCUCGCCUGAUGGUGCAUGAGGGGCAGGAGCUGGCACUGGGUUGCCUGGCACGGUCGAGCACGCAGAAGCACACACACCUGGCGGUGUCCUUUGGACGCGCUGUGCCUGAGGUGCCGGUGGGGCGAGCAACUCUGCAGGAAAUUGUGGGACUCCGGCCGGACCUGGCUGUGGAGGCUGGUGCUCCUUAUGCUGAGCGGCUAGCUGCUGGGGAGCUGCGACUGGGCAAGGAGGGGGCUGAGCGGUACCGCAUGGUGGUGGCGGGUGCCCAGGCAGAGGAUGCUGGCACCUACCACUGCACUGCCACCGAGUGGAUUCAGGAUCCUGAUGGCAGCUGGGCCCAGAUCGCUGAGAAGAGGGCUGUCCUGGCCCAUGUGGAUGUGCAGACGCUGUCCAGCCAGCUGGCAGUGGCAGUGGGGCCUGGCGAACGUCGGAUUGGCCCAGGGGAGCCCUUGGAACUGCUAUGCAAUGUGUCAGGGGCAUUGCCCCCACCAGGCCGUCACGCUGCAUACUCCGUAGGCUGGGAGAUGGCACCUGCAGGGGCACCUGGGCCUGGCCGCCUGGUAGCCCAGUUGGACACAGAGGGUGUGGGCAGCCUGGGACCUGGCUAUGAAGGCCGGCACAUUGCCAUGGAGAAGGUGGCAUCCAGAACCUACAGGCUGCGGCUAGAGGCUGCCCGACCUAGUGAUGCGGGCACCUACCGCUGCCUUGCCAAGGCCUAUGUCCGAGGGUCUGGGGCCCGGCUUCGUGAAGCAGCCAGUGCCCGAUCCCGGCCCCUCCCCGUGCAUGUGCGGGAGGAAGGUGUGGUACUGGAGGCUGUGGCGUGGCUGGCAGGAGGCACAGUGUACCGUGGGGAGACUGCCUCCCUGCUCUGCAACAUCUCUGUGCGGGGCGGACCCCCAGGCCUGCGGCUGGCCGCCACCUGGUGGGUGGAGCGACCUGAGGAUGGCGAGCUGAGCUCAGCCUCUGCCCAGCUAGUGGGUGGCGUGGGCCAGGAUGGUGUGGCAGAGCUGGGGGUCCGGCCUGGAGGAAACCCUGUCAGUGUGGAGCUGGUGGGGCCCCGAAGCCAUCGGCUGAGACUACACGACUUGGGGCCCAAGGACGAAGGCGUGUACCACUGUGCCCCCAGUGCCUGGGUGCAGCAUGCCGACUACAGCUGGUACCAGGCGGGCAGUGCCCGCUCGGGGCCUGUAACAGUCUACCCCUACACACAUGCCCUGGACACCCUGUUUGUGCCCCUGCUGGUUGGUGCAGGGGUUGCCCUAGUCACUGGUGCCACCGUCCUUGGCACCAUCACCUGCUGCUUCAUGAAGAGGCUCCGAAAACGGUGAUUCCUUCCCCACCAGUUCUCGCAGGUGUUGACUGUCUUCCAGCCCAGCACCAAGCCCACCUCUGGUUGCCUGGAUACCUUCUCCCUCUGUCCAACGUUCUUUUAAUUUAUUUGACCUACCCCUACCCAGAGUGGAGGGCAUGGCCUCCAUUCCCCACUCCUUCCUUUCCAGUUCCUCCCUCUGGCCUUCUGUUGAUCUCAUACCCAGCCCUGUCUUAGAAUUAGUUUUUCUAAAAUGUGAAUAAAUUUGUUUUAUAAAAUCCA